Colletotrichum scovillei is the source of this 2904-nucleotide messenger RNA. RefSeq names its product phosphoglycerate mutase. The coding region runs from base 704 to 1873 and encodes 389 amino acids. Lineage: Eukaryota; Fungi; Ascomycota; Sordariomycetes; Glomerellales; Glomerellaceae. Gene Ontology annotation, molecular function: phosphatase activity. Gene Ontology annotation, cellular component: cytoplasm. The transcript has 3 exons. The record is from RefSeq and is a predicted model, not a curated record.
GUAGCACCAACAAAAACAUCAGAUGGACGGAUUGGCACGUGUUUUUGACAAACCUUUGGAUAAACGCAUCUGCCGCAGCAUUUGAUGGCCUAUUGUCUUGGAGCUUCCUUUUUGUUCGAUGACACAACGAAUACCGGCCCAGCUCGACAAUGAAUGAACAUCUUGGGGCCUUGAAAUUGCGACAGUGCACCAAAUAUACGCCCCAGAAGCUAUGGCUGGGAAUGACAGGAUGUUCAUCAAUACCUGACGACUUUAGCUAGCCGGGCCAUCUUCCAAUACUGGACUUCCGAUACUGGCAAUAUCCCAUGGAUGAGCCUCAAUCAAAUCUCUAUUGUCUCCAUCAAAGUUGUUGAAAUCACUCAGGAACAAUAACAAAAACGUGGUCGGGUGUCAUCCGCUGCCAGGAACCCGGGCCAUCACAGGCGCCCACGUGCAACAAUUAAUCCAUCCAUUGGUCACCGCCAGGGAUCACCAUCUUUGACCACCCGCAACUUUCCAGUCCCCCGGAUGCCGAUUUUCUUCGGACGACAUCUCGAAUCUGAGCCUGGCGAGUCACCGGCGCUUCAUCUAGGCAAUCUGCCCCGGCAUGGCGCGUCAAUGGUUCAAGAAGAAAUGACUGGGGUCUUGGAGCGGGGAUCGUCGGUCUUCUCCAUCUCGGUGCUAUUUAUCCAGAGCUCUCUCCCUCCCCGCAUGCUACGCUGCGAUGUACCUCUCCCCAGCUCCAGUCCUCUUGCUCAUUCUCUCGACAAGCACCUCCGCCAAGAUGAAGGGUCUCGUGCUGUCUUCCGUCCUCGCUCUCGCACCUCUCACCCUCGCCCUCGCUGCCUGGCCAGAGGCCGAGGGAAAGGACAUCAAGUACACGUCUGUUCCUGGGUACUUCUUGCAGGACGACAACAGUACUGAUCCGACCGGCUUCGACUAUGCUGCGGUCAACUUUGGUCUUAUCAACCGGACGUACCCAACGGACAAGCACUUCGACCCCGAGGGCGUCAAGACCCAAUGGCAGCGUUUCGACCACUGGGUCCAGUACCUGAACUCUGGCUGCCGCAAGAGCGACAGCGUCCAGUACAAGCUGCUCUUCAUGGGCCGCCACGGUGAGGGCUGGCACAACGCCGCCGAGUCAUUCUACGGCACGCCCGCUUGGAACUGCUACUGGGCCGAACAAGACGGCAACGCCACCGCCCGCUGGGCCGAUCCCCUCCUGACCCCGGCCGGCGCAAACGAAGCUCUCAAGGCAAACGCCUACUUCAAGGACCGCUACGCGACCCAGAAGAUGCCCUACUUCGAGUCCUACUACACCAGCCCCCUGAUCCGCUGCGGCUACACCGCCAACAUCACCUUUGGCGACAUCCCCAUCCCGGCCGACGAGCACCCCUUCGUCCCCGUCGUCAAGGAGGGCUUCCGCGAGGGUAUGACGGUACACACCUGCAACUGGCGCUCCAACAAGACCUACAUCGCCUCGACCUUCCCUUCUUUCGAAUUUGAGCCCGGGUUCGCGGAAUAUGACCAGCUCUGGCGCCGCAAUGAAAGCGAGACGAGCGACGCCCAGGACGCGCGCUCCAAGGCCGUGCUGGACGACGUCUUCCGCGCCGACGACAAGACGUGGUUGAGCAUCACGAGCCACUCGGGCGAGAUCACGAAGCUCCUGAAGGCGCUGAACCACCGUGCUUUUCGGCUGUCCACGGGCCAGAUUAUUCCCGUGUUUGUGAAAGCCGAGGUCGUGGCGCCGGCGCCGGUGCCGACGUUUGCGGCGCAUGAGCCGUAUUCGACGUGUACGAGUCCGCCUGUGACGAGUAUUGCUGGCCAGGGAUGUGUUUGCGCGACGACGGCUUCGUCGGGGCUGCUCCCGGCGGCUACGCUUAUGGCGGCGUGAGGAUUUCACGGGAAGACUUCUUCGCGUGGUACUUAGUGAGAUAUAGAACCUGGUAAUCGUAAUGUAAUUGACGGUUGUGAGAGUAAGAGAGACAGGGACGAAAUCGUUCGAUUGCGCCUCGAAGGAGCCGCCACCAGGUUUCCCAUCUGAAGCAGGCUUGUGAUAGCGUAGAACCAUAUUCGAAGCAGCCACCGACUUUUCGCUCAUCCAUAGCGAAUGAACUCACCGUUGAAGUUCGCGGGAGCGCAUGGUGCGGGAAAGCGGCUGAUCGACGUUGAGCCCAUCUUUUCCUUUCCGUCUUAUCUAACCCGGCUGCAGGUACAAAUCUGUAUCAGUGUGCGAUCAGUGCUCCCUAGCGUGGUUAUCUCGGAUUUAAAAUUGAUCUUUCUUGAACGAAGAAGAUGGGCGUUUUCUUCUGACUGCCCAGCUAAGGUAGCCAUUCGGAUAACAAGCCUAGUCGCGUGGGUGCAGUGCAAUGGUGCGGGUGGUGGGAUUCAAGUGUGGUAUAUUCCUUGGCCGGGAGUCCGUUCACCACGUGGGACUCGAGCUUCUGGAAUGUUUCAGGGUUUACGCGGGGAGACCAACCUGCCUAGGUACGGCAUGGGAUUGGGGCUGAGAGGCACAGAGGCUUCCGGGAGGAGAAGGAGGAAGAGAAGGAGCAAGGGAGGGUAUGUGCUGUGUUGUGUGGGUGCCGUGCUCUUGUUGUCGAGUCUGCGCUUUGGGCGCUGCGCGGUGGUAGACUCUGGUAUUUAGAAGCAACGGCUCGGUGUCUGUGGGCGCACGGGAGCAGAUGAUCUGCUUGACCCCGGGGAGAUUGGCCAAUCGUCAACAUUGCCGUGCUCGAUAUCCAUUGGGAGACAAUUGGUAUUGCAGAUGAUGGAUGUUCCUGUUAUCGAUGCCCGCAGGUAGAUAGUGGAGAGGUGGGCAAGGGGGUUGAAGAGAGAGAGGGGAACAAGUUUCACGAUGGAAUCAGACUUAUUUAGUACCUCGGUGAAGGAGCGCCGGGAAAUGGAGCAGAACCACCUGGACAG